GACUUCGUAUCUAUUAUACUUCGAUUUUUUAUUUAGACAUUCUAGAGUAUUCUUUCUUUUUGGUAAGCACAUCCUUUCUAUACAGGAGCUGUAAAUGAAUGAUUUUCAAGAAGGACCUUGAAAAAUUUCCAAAAUGUCCCUGAAAUAGUUGCCGAGCUUCCUCCUCCCUGUAUGGACCAAGCUGGGUCUUUCGUCUGUAUCAUAUUCCUCGCCGCUUUGACGUUUCUGGAAACUAGCAGUUAUGUCUGUGGAGAGUAUCUGAUCAAUAUGACAAACUUUACUUUGGAGUACACAAGCGUUCCCAACUUAACAGUACAACACGAAGCUAGCAUUCCGGGUCUGUUCUUGGGGUUGGCAAACUACGGCGAUCAUAGAAUCAAACAGACUAUAUUGUACGAAAGUGGCAAAUUGAACCCUGCCUUUACUUGUUCCAACGCCUCAGAAAAUAGUUGCUAUGUUGUAGACAAGUUUCAAGAUCGGUCGCUCUUCUACUUUGAGUUUCAGGCCUCAUACAACUAUUAUCCAAGGGUCCCAAAAAUAGAGUCUCAGACGCUGUCUGUUCUACUACAAGAAGGCCCAACGUUGGAAGCUGAAGAUCUUCGGGAUAGUUUGAGAAAGGGGAUGUUUACUCUGUUUUAUGGUUGUCCUCGUGCAGCAACUAUUCCUAGUACUCACCUUAUCAAAGUGAAUGUUCCGUUAGGCCAACCAGGAAGUAACCUCUCAUUUUCGUUCUUAAAGGAAUGCGGAUGCGGAAGCCAUCCUUAUGCAUAUCUUGUCCUUCAAGAUGAUCGAGGUGAAGAAGUGAAUGAAAAAAGUGUAGUACUUGAUCCGAUGGUUUCCACAUUUCAACUUUCUGUGGUGUUGAAUUAUGGAGAAGCCGUUCAGUCCUUUGAUACUCCUAAGUUGAUUUAUGAUCAUGAUGUAUACAAUCUUCAAAUAUCCGGACAAGGUGCAGAUAGAGGUGGGAUCGUUCUGGGUGGUGAGAAAGUAACUUGGCUAUUACAAGAUGAAUGUAUCGGAAGUCUAGAUGGGACUCCAAGGCUGGCCACCGUCUUCGUGCCAAUUCCACCCUUUGAGCCACUAAGUAUUCAAUUUUCAAAGGACUGUGGUGGUGGAAGACCACGGGGUCUGUUUGUCGGAUUCACUUCAAGUUCUUCUGAGAUAGUGAAAGAUGGCAUUGUGCAACUGUCGCCGUUCACGUUGCUUAACGAGACAGACAAAUUCUUGGAACUGUACUUAUCUCUACAAGGUGAAACAUCACCUCGCAGUAUGAUGGUCGGACCUCCUAUACUUGACAUAGUAGAUCCAUCAGUUGUUUCUGGGAAGCUGAUCUCAGAUAUGAAGACCCAACACUCCCUGAAUCUUUAUGAGGACCUUUUGAAAGUGGGAGACCAAAAGCCUGUCACUUUCAGUUUUAUUUGCAAAAGAACCGGUCAAACUAUAGUCGAUAUUUCUGUUCCCAUUCGAAAUAGAGACAAAAUUCAUAUGCAAUUAGUCAAACGGUGCAAAGCUCCAUCUGCCUUUAGGAAUUCCACAUAUCUUACUGCAAGCAAUAUUACAUUCAUACUAAUCACGUUAUUUGCAUUUGUCUUAGGCGUUUGCGCAGUGAGGAAACUACGGCCUCAGAAGAACUAAAUGCAGUCUUCAAAAGUAACUUUUCU
Molecule: messenger RNA, 1661 nt
Organism: Galdieria sulphuraria
Lineage: Eukaryota; Rhodophyta; Bangiophyceae; Galdieriales; Galdieriaceae
Exons: 1
Coding region: 172-1635 (487 amino acids)
Source: RefSeq, a predicted model, not a curated record